GGAGUUGGGAAGGUUCUUCUAAUUUUCUCUUUCCCCACUUCCUAAUUUGUGAGUGGUGGCCUAACAGAGCGUGGGAUUUCAAGAUAGUUGAGAGAAAUAGGAUUGGGGUUGAGCCUUGUCUUUAAGCUAAAAUAGCACCUCUCCUACCUCCUCUAAUUCUAUUAAAUGUUGCCCGACUAUGGCAGAAGUGAGAGCUUUUAAAACACUCUAAAAAUGCCAAACAGGACUUGAAACUGCCAUAAACCAAAUGAAAUAUAAGGGAGGAAAACCCAGUGACACCAUUCACCUCAUAUUCAGGAAAGUGCCAAAUUCAAAUCUCAGAGGAAGAGGAGGUCACAAUCCUUUCUAUCUGCAGUUCAGUCACCAAGGCCAAGUCCUGUCAAGUGGCCCAGUGAGAAUGGACACAGCCAUUCCAUCAAUCCGUUGGGUCCCAGAACAACACAACAGAGUCGGCAGACACCAUUCCUGCUUUUGAGAAGUUUACAAUUAGGCCACUCUUUCCUCUCCUAGACUAACGUUGAUCUCACACUAUCUAUCUCCCCUAAUUCAUCUGCCCUGGACAUCACUCAGGAGUUUGGGUAACCAAUGACAUCACUGUAGAUGACCUGACACAAUAGACAAUGGCCCCGUGACUCUUAAUCUUUGGGGUGUAUCAGUAGUAUUUCAGUUCACUUGAAGAACAGCAUGAAAAACGGGACCACAUGAACUGGCCCAGGAGGACGAGCUUAGCCACCUUCCCCAACCUCCCAAUCCGACUCACCAAAAGGAUGUUAUCCUUGAAGAAAAUCAAGUGGAUCACGUGCAGCUACUUCUGGUUCCUGUUCUCCCCGGCUCAAACCUGCCGACAGAAGAAGCUGAUUCACAAGCUCCAGGAGGAACGGGCCUUCCGGUGGGAGGUGCAGGGCUUCCGGGAGAAGAUUCGAACCUUUAGGGAGCAGAUGUGGGCCUUCCAGGACAGGAUCCGGGGUUUCCGGGAACAGAUCUUGUACUACCGGGAUGAGGAAACACCUUUCUGGGAGGAGGAGAAAGCCUUCUGGAAGGAAGAGAAGGUCUUCUGGGAAUUGGAAGAGUCCUUCCGGGAAGAAGCAAAGGCUUUCUGGAAGAAAUACCGAGCCUUCUGGAGAGAUGAUGUGACUUUCUGGAAGGAAGACGGUGCUCUGUGGGAGAGGGACCGGCGUCUUCUCCAGGAAGACCAGGCUCUGUGGAAAGAGGAGAAAGACCUCCUGGAAGAGGAAAGGACACUUCUGGAAGAGGAGAAAGCCCUAUGGGAGGAUAAGAAAUUAAUCUGGGAGGAGGAAAAUGCUCUGUGGGAGGAAGAAAAGGCAUUCUGGGUGGUGGGUGGGCAGGCUGCAGAACAGUUACAUGAACCAGGGGCUUUCAACUGUAACGGAGCCCAGAACCUGCCAGGUUGGAGCAGAGGUAGAGCCUAGGCACCGAGGCAGGACAGUGUGGGCAGAGCCCUGCUGGGCUGAGAUCCAAAAGCAAAGGGCUGCCCUCGUUGGAGAAGCUCUGUGCCUAAUCCUAAGGAGGCAUCUUGAUCCUGGAAUCCUAAUAAAAUCCUGUGGAGAAUUUGGAACAAAA
Ornithorhynchus anatinus (platypus) is the source of this 1581-nucleotide messenger RNA. It is a transcript of the gene CCDC70, whose product is annotated as coiled-coil domain containing 70. Lineage: Eukaryota; Metazoa; Chordata; Mammalia; Monotremata; Ornithorhynchidae. The record is from RefSeq and is a predicted model, not a curated record. Bases 702 to 1430 code for a protein of 242 amino acids. The transcript is spliced from 2 exons.